Messenger RNA from Saccharomyces mikatae IFO 1815, 2415 nucleotides. RefSeq names its product Scy1p (gene SCY1). Bases 1 to 2415 code for a protein of 804 amino acids. Gene Ontology annotation, molecular function: ATP binding; protein kinase activity. Gene Ontology annotation, biological process: protein phosphorylation. The transcript has a single exon. Lineage: Eukaryota; Fungi; Ascomycota; Saccharomycetes; Saccharomycetales; Saccharomycetaceae. The record is from RefSeq and is a predicted model, not a curated record.
AUGAUGUUCUGGUCUUCAAAGACAGGUAUCACGUCCAAGUAUUCAUUCUCAUCAUCACCAACAUUUACUGCCGAACCAUGGAGCAUUUACACAGGUCGCCCAAAAUCAUCAUCUUCAUCUUCACCUUCUAAAGUAUCGAUAUUCAUGUUUGAUAAGAAGCAGUUCGAGAAUUACUUGUUGCAUUAUGGCAUUAUUAAAUCUAAAUCAGGAUCUAGAGAUAAAGUGCUAAUACAAGAAGCUUACGAAAUAUUAAGAAAUCAGGCUAAUAACUUGGCUAAGCUCAAACAUCCGAAUAUCCUGACCAUAGUUGAACCACUGGAAGAGCAUAGUAAAAAUUUUAUGUUCGUCACUGAGUUCGUCACAGGUUCACUGGACACUGUAUUCAGAGAAAGUGAUGAUGAAGAGCAGAAUUUCUUGCAAGGUCAUGUUAAGGAUAAUAUUGUGGUCCAACGAGGUAUACUACAGCUAGUAAAUGCCCUUGAUUUUAUUCACAAUCGUGCAAGUUCUGUGCAUUUGAACAUUCAACCUAGGGCAAUAUUCAUAAAUGAAAAUUCUGACUGGAAAAUUUCUGGCUUGGGUUAUUUAGUGAAAAUACCACCAGGAACAAAUACCUCCGAAUAUUUUCUACCCCAGUACGACCCUAGAGUUCCUUCAUUUAUGCAUUUGCAGAUGAAUUAUACGGCCCCAGAAAUUGUAUUUGAAAACACCUUAACAUAUAAGAAUGAUUAUUUUUCAUUAGCGUCAUUGAUUUAUUUCCUCUACAGUGGCAGAGAUUUAUUUCACGGAGAAAAUUCUAGCACUGAAUAUAAAUCGGAGUAUAGUAAGUUUGAGAGUAAAAUUAGUACAAUGUCAUGGGAUAAUAUAUUCAAUAAGGUUCCACCAAAGCUAAGAUAUUGUAUGCCCAAACUGAUGAACAGAGACAUAUAUUCCAGGUAUGAUAAUAUUACACUAAUUUUAGACUCUGAAUUUUUCCAAGAUCCAUUAAUCAAGACUCUAAAUUUCCUAGACGAUUUACCCAGGAAGAAUAAUGAAGAAAAAUAUGUAUUUCUGGAAGGUCUCGUAAAGUUGUUACCAGAAUUCCCACCGGCAUUAUUACAAAAGAAAUUUUUACCAAUUCUGUUGGAAUUGUUAAGUCAGUUUUGUGCUGAAAAAAUGGUAAAUGAAAAAUGCGUUGAUAAAAACUUGGAAUUAAUAAUCAAAAUAGGGUCGACCUUGUCCCAACUCUCCUUCCAAGAGAAGAUUUAUCCGGUUUUAUUAAGCGAUACGAAUUUUCCGAUCCUAUUGAAGGAUGCCACCGUUUGCUUAAUCGAUAACUUAGAUACAUUAAAGCAAAAAGUCAAACGUUCCGAUUUUUUGGAAACUUUACUAAAGCCAUUAUUUAACUAUGUUUUGCGUGACUCAGAAAGUGACAUUAACGUAGUGUCUCAAGAGAAGCUUCUAUCACAAAUUCCAUUAGCUUUAGAGGUACUUGAUUUUCCUACAGUGAAACAAUUUUUGUUACCAUUAUUAUCUAACCUAUUUACCAAGACAACAAGUUUAAUGGUGAAAAACACAUGCGUGACAUGUUUUCAAAUCAUGAUAGAGCACAAGUCCAUUGAUUCUUAUACUUGCUCAGAGACUAUUUUACCUUUGUUUAAAUCGAUGAAGACAAGAGAUCCAAGAAUUUUAUCUAAAUUAUUAAAGCUUUUCGAAACCGUUCCUCUGAUCAUUACCGAGGAAAUCACACUUGUUGACCAGGUAUUGCCUCUGAUGUGGAAUUAUUCUAUGGCUUCAACGCUAACAAAGUCCCAAUAUUCAGGAUACACAAAGGCCAUUAACAAAAUGUCAUCAGAUAUUCAGAGGCAUCACAUUGCCAAAUUAAGUGACAAAACUAAUGAUAAUGAGGAAGAUGCCUUUCACAAAGUCAUUGAACCAGCAAUCGUUAAGAAGGAAGAUCCUGAGACAAUCGCGGCCAACAAUAUUGAAGUAGCAGCGAUGAAACCAGUUAAAAAGAUAAGUGUGCCCUCUUAUAAAAAAACACCAUUACAAUCCAAGAGUACUUCGAGCCCCAAACCUUUAAAUCCUAAGAGUGCCUUAGCAACUAGAGGCUUUACGACCAGAACGUUAAACCAUCCCGAACAAAUUCCAUCAAGCCAGCUCAGUUCCAGAGUCGUAGGUAAUAGUGUUACCAAAAAUAUUUCACAUACUAAGCUGGAGGAUGAGUUCAACGAGUUCCAAUCAUUUUCAAGCACGGGAAGCGUACAUCAUAGCUUCGAAUCGGCCGAUGUCUGGAUGAAGAGUACUCCCAGUCCUACCCCAACAUCUAUAAACAAUAAUAACCUGCCACCCGGGUUUUCAAUUUCGUUGCAACCAAACAAAAAAAAGGAAGGUUCUACUGAAACUGUCCCAAAUAAUACAUAUGGAUCUUUAAUAUAG